Drechmeria coniospora is the source of this 936-nucleotide messenger RNA. Its product is annotated as F-actin capping protein beta subunit. Gene Ontology annotation, molecular function: actin filament binding. NCBI's taxonomy places the organism in Eukaryota, Fungi, Ascomycota, Sordariomycetes, Hypocreales, Ophiocordycipitaceae. Bases 1 to 936 code for a protein of 311 amino acids. The transcript has 3 exons. Gene Ontology annotation, biological process: barbed-end actin filament capping; cell morphogenesis; actin cytoskeleton organization. The record is from RefSeq and is a predicted model, not a curated record. Gene Ontology annotation, cellular component: F-actin capping protein complex; actin cortical patch; cytoplasm.
AUGUAUGAACCAUUGCCCAUCCAACCUCACACACCUACCAGCAGCAGCAGCAACGACGUCCACGUCCAAACCGACAUCGAUCCCCGGACCUCCGACCUCCUGCGGCGUCUCAACCCCAAGCACACGAGCGACCACGUCAACGGGAUCAUCUCCCUCGCCCCGGACCUCACCGAGGACCUCCUCUCGUCGGUCGACCAACCGCUCACGAUCCAGCGCUGCAAGCAGACGGGGCGCGACUACCUGCUCUGCGACUACAACCGCGACGGUGACAGCUACCGCUCUCCCUGGUCCAACCAGUUCGAUCCACCCCUGGACGAGGGCGGCGUCGGCGGCGUCGGCGCCGACGGCAAUGAGGGGGCCGGCGAGGGGGCCAUCCCGAGCGAACGGGUGCGCAAGAUGGAGGUCAAGGCCAACGAGGCCUUUGACGUCUACAGGGACCUCUACUACGAAGGCGGCGUGAGCAGCGUCUACUUUUGGAACCUCGACGACGGCUUUGCCGGCGUCGUCCUGCUCAAGAAGUCGGCACCCCCCGGCGGCACCAGCUCGGGUGUGUGGGACUCGAUCCACGUCUUCGAGGCCAUCGAGCGCGGCCGCACGACGCACUACAAGCUGACGUCGACCGUCAUCCUCUCCCUCGCCACGGCCGAGGGCGGCGUCGGCGACAUGGACCUGAGCGGCAACAUGACGCGCCAGCUCGAGCAGGACCUGCCGGUCGAGAGCGACGAGAGCCACAUCGCCAACGUCGGCCGGCUCGUCGAGGACAUGGAGCUCAAGAUGCGCAACCUGCUGCAGGACGUGUAUUUCGGCAAGGCCAAGGACGUCGUCGGCGAUCUGCGCAGCAUCGGAAGCCUCAGCGAGGGCGCCCGCGACCGCGAGACGCAGAGGGGGAUCAUCGGCAGCAUGAAACGAUCGGAGGGGGCCGAGGCGAAUGCCUAG